UUGUUUUCAAAACAAGAUGUCAAGUAGUUAUUUGAAAACAUGAUGAAAAACUGCGUGAUCCGAAACCAAUUCUUUUUCAUUUUCACAGUUUUUGUUUUGUUUUCAUCAUCGCAAGCAUUAUUUGAUUGGAUCUUUGGCGCUAAAUCCGAAAGAUCAUCAGACGGAAAUUUGGUGAUGAGAAGUUCCGGACUGAAAUUUGAAGUGCAAACCGCCGAUGAUAAAUUUCUGCAGUUGAAGGAUGUCAUCGAAAACUUAUCAGAGUUGGAUUCAUGUAACCACAUUGUAGUGUACAAAUUAAAGAAGCGAUGUGGCGAUCUGUCAGAAGAAGACCUAGGCAAACUGGCCGUGCAGCUCCUAAACUGUCAGUCAUCCGUGGAACAGAGACCAAUAUACCCGUGCACAGAUGAAAUGGAGCUGGCAGAAUGUACAAAAGACAUGGACUCCACGACAUGGAACUCGUACCAGAUAGUGAACAACCGAGCGAGGGCGCUGUGUUACGCCACCCAGCAGCAGCAGUUCCGCAGACUGGCUGAGGUGACUGUCAAUGAGCUCAUGUCUUCAGCACAUGGACAACUGCAGUUUCUGAAAGAACUACAGGAUGGUCAAGAUCACCUACAACAGAUGACAUCGCAGACUGUAAGAGAACUGUACGAGUCCCAGAAGGACCUCCUUGGAACACAGCAGACUCUGAGGUCGGCACAGGAUGGUGUACUGGAACAGAUACAUGGAAAUAUGCUGGAGUUGAAGCAUGAGAAGGCCAUGAUAGCUGCCGGAAAUAAAGAGCUGGCAGACUUGUCUGAAAAUAUCAGGGAGAAGUUGGAUAAAGCCACAGAACACUUGCAGAAACAAGAGGCAACCCAGUUUGAGAGUCAUGAGAAAAUAGUGGCCGACCUCACACAUAUACAGCAGAAGUCACAUGAUGCUUUGAACAAACUAGAUCAGAGUUCCGAGCACCUCUUACAAAACCAUGAAGAGAUGGUAGGACACUAUGAGCGCAUGUACACCAACAUGGUUCGCAUCAACUCCACAGUCGUCAACCUGCUGGCCACGGUAAACAUGAUGCAGAGGCACCUGGAUGAGAGAAUCAACUGGUUCUCUACUCUUCUACAUAUGGCAGAUGACAAACUCUCCAUUUUGACCUGUGGAGCUCUCCACAUAAGCUACUUCCUGUUUGCCGCCCUAGCGGCCUCGUUCCUUCAGGCUCCACCAGCAACGAGGGUGGCAUUGUUUACACUAGUUUCAUUGAACGCAACCAUGGAGAUUCAGUGCGGACACAGUCUAGACUUCGCUUCUAUAACACUGUUCUUGUUCUUUGUUUGUGGAGUAAAUUAUGUAUACAUCUGGUGGAAGAGAAAACACAGACAGAAUUCAGCCUCAGAUCCGCCAUAUUUCCUGUCCGGCUCCCUGCCUGCUCCAGGCCAGACUGGUUCUCAGGAUGCAGAAGAGACUAACCAGUCACCUGACACCACCACCGCUGGUUCCCCUCAUGAUAUACCUCUAUCACCAGUGGAAAUAAAGCAGCUGACAACCAACCUUGGUAGACUGUAUCACUCUUUAAAUGAGAGUGUUGCAUCAGAAACCUCACCAGGGCCAAGAGGUGACCGGUCAAGUAAAACAGCUGACCACUCCAGCCAGCUUGACCGUCCAUCCACCAGUGCGUUCACACCAUACAGACGUCCGGAGCAGGCUAGACCAGACUCAUCUACAGUUACAAUGCAGAGAGAUGAUAUAGCGAAGGUGAAAAGAUAUUUGGAGAAUCUUGAUGAGAACACGUCUGUCAGUGAAUUUGAUAUGUCAGAAACAAGAAACAACAGUGGCGCAAGGUUCCGCCAUUCGACACCCCACAGACCUGCAUCAAGGGGAUCUACAUCCACAAAUCGCUCCUAUUGCCAGGGGAUCACAAAGACAGGCACUCCCUGUAGGUCAGGCUGCACUAAUGGUUCCGAGUUCUGCCAUAGACACAGAGGUCAGGGGUCAGCAACCUGAUGUCAAGGUCAAGGACAUUUCUUUCACCUUAAAGCUAAUGUUGAACUAAAUUAUUCCGUAUGAAAUUGGCUCUAGUUUGUUGCUCAACAAUAAGUGACCUAAAGUUCUGCCACAGACCUAGAGGUCAGAGGGCAGCAGAUUGUGUUCAAGGACUUCUUCAACACUCAUAGAGGUCAAAGAUCAAUAGAUGAAGGUCAAGGACUUCUUCAACAGACAUAGAGGGGAAAGAUCAACAUAUUGACAUGGAAAUUUAUUCAUGAUAUAAAUUUUCUGUUUGUUUAUCUUUUAUUUUUCUUGUUUAACAUUUUGUUUAUUUGAGAUUGAAAGGACCUAAAAAGAGUUACAAUAUCAUAUUAAAACAUAUACAAGUUGUAAGUUUCAGGUAUGCAUACAUCAACAAUACUUUAAAUGUGUUAUGUCUAAUAGUAAUAUGUAUCCAUAAUGACUCAUUAUCUAUAGCAAAAAUGAGUUCAUCCAAAGGACCAAAGCAAAGUAUCCCAUAACACCCUGCUCUCAGCUAGUGUAUAUCGUGAGGUCUAAAUAGAUUCACAUAACUGUCCAAUUUCCACACAGUGCUAGACAGGUUUUGACAACAUUUUAAAUAAAUACAACUUUGAUACUUGAUUUCUUCUGAUUUUUAGAUAACUCUUGACAACUUCUGCAGGUUUAAGAACACAUUUGUAGAGAAAUUAAAACUGUUAAAAAUGUUUAGAUAUUAACAUAGAUCAGACUGCUUUCAGUCCCUUAAGAUAAAUUUGUUGUAAGGUAAAUAUUGAAAUAUUAUUAGACACAUAGGUCAAAGAUAAUCAACUAGUUAUGUUCAAGGGCAUUUUAUAACUUUUGAGAUAAAACCCUUGAAGAGUUUAAAUAAUCAUGUAUAAGGUUUGUUGUUUCUUGUAAAGCUCAUGAGCUUGCCAUAUACCUAGAGGUCAGGGAUCAUCAUUGUAAUGCUAAGGUCAAGGACGCUAGUUAGAUUCUCAAACAAAAAUGCCUUGAAGCUUUUGUAUUGUUAAGAGUAUACUUAUUUAAAGGAAAUGUUUAAGAAAUGCCUGAAUGCUCAGACAAAUUCAAAGAGGUUAAAUGCCAUUUGAUAUAAUUUUGACCUUGUAUCUGAAAAAUGAAUAUGAAUAAACUUAAGCAUAAUACAUAGAUAGUAUGAUGCUGUGGUUUGAUUUUAAUGUUGGAUGGUAUAUCAACUAUUCAAGAUACAUUCCAAAUAAAUCACUUAGAGAUCAAAACUGUACAUAAUAUAUAACAUGUACCGGGUAUAACGUGUUGAUUAAGAUACUUUUUGUACAUUCAUAUAUGUCAGUAUGAUUAUUUCAUUGUUUGACUGUCUUUUUUGGCCAAACUAUUUUGUAUAGUUCAUAGUACGGAAUAUCUGUAUAUGAUUUACCAGUAUGUUUUGCAAUUUUAAAUCAUGUUUUCAGAUCAUAUAUGUUUAAUAUAACUGAACAAAAAGUUAGUUUAAAGAUUGUUGUUGUUUUUCAAUGUUAUUCUCAUGUUUUGUCAAGCAGACAAAAAUAUUAAGUAUGUUUUUGCUGAGCAUAUAACUAAAUUGAAUAUACUAGUAAUUGUUCUGUAACUAAACCAUACUGGUGUUAUUUCUUUAUAUUUUAAGGAGAAAUCAAUAUUCUUUUAUUUUUUGUCUCUGUUAGCUUGCUUAACAGUUUUUUUUCUGUUAUAUGUAUAAAUGGUUAAUAUGCCAUGUGUUUCAUUGAUUAUAUCUUUAAUGUGUUUCUGAUCCAUCGAAAAAUCUGACCCAAGGGCAUUUCCAGAAGCCAGUUACAGGGCUUGCUAUUCAAUGUUAUAGCUUUAUUGUUUCCCUAUGCAUUAAUGAACUAAGGCAGUAUUGUUGUUAAGAGCAUUUUAUGUAGUGUUAGGAUCAUCUCAUGGGGUGAUAGGAGUAUCUUGUGCAGUGUUGGGAGCAUCUUAUGCAGUGUUUUGAUCAUCUCAUGCAGUGUUAGGAGCAUCUCAUGGGAUGUUAGGAUAAUCUCAUGCAGUGUUAGGAGCAUCUUAUGCAGUGUUAGCAUCAGCUCAUGCAGUGUUAGGAGCAACUCAUGGGGUGUUAGGAUAAUCUCAUGGGGUGAUAGGAGUAUCUCAUGCAGUGUUAGGAGAAUCUUAUGCAGUGUUAGCAUCAGCUCAUGGAGUGAUAGGAGUAUCUCAUGCAGUGUUAGGGGCAUCUUAUGCAGUGUCAGCAUCAGCUCAUGGAGUGAUAGGAGUAUCUCAUGCAGUGUUAGGAGCAUCUUAUGCAGUGUCAGCAUCAGCUCAUGGAGUGUUAGGAGUAUCUCAUGCAGUGUUAGGAUCAUAUCAUGGAGUGUAAGGAUCAUCUCAUGCAGUGUUAGGAGCAUCUCAUGCAGUGUUAGGAGCAUCUCAUGCAGUGUAAGGAGCAUCUUAUGCAGUGUUAGGAGCAUCUCAUGCAGUGUUAGGAGUAUCUCAUGCAGUGUUAGGAGCAUCUUAUGCAGUGUUAGCAACAUCUCAUGCAGGGUUAGGAGUAUCUUAUGUAGUGUUAGGAGCAUCUCAUGCAGUGUUAGGAGUAUCUCAUGCAGUGUUAGGAGCAUCUUAUGCAGUGUUAGGAACAUCUCAUGCAGGGUUAAGAGUAUCUUAUGUAGUGUUAGGAGCAUCUCAUGCAGUGUUAGGAGUAUCUCAUGCAGUGUUAGGAGCAUCUUAUGCAGUGUUAGGAACAUCUCAUGCAGGGUUAGGAGUAUCUCAUGCAGUGUUAGGAUCAUCUCAUGCAGGGUUAGGAGUAUCUCAUGCAGUGUUAGGAGUAUCUCAUGGGGAUGUUAGGAUCAUCUCAUGGGGGGGGGGUGUCAGGAGUAUCUCAUUCAAUGUAAGGAGUGCCUCUUGCAGAUUGAUGUCUAUACAUGUAUAUAUAUAUAUAUAUAUAUAUAUAUAUAUAUAUAUAUAUGUGUGUUGAAGUUGAUGUUUAUGAGUGACAUGAUAAGUCAUGUUUUAGUUAGAUUUAACAAUUUGUCCUGUUAUUUGUUUUCUCUGAACAUACGUUCUGUUGAUCUUUAUUUUUCAUACAUACAGAGUGUACACUGUAAUAAUGGGUGCUACAUUUUUACUGGUAUGGAUAUAUAGAUUAAGGAAAGAGUAAUGACCAAAUUUGAAAAAGAGUAUGUACUAUAAAAGGGCAUAAAUAAAUUUGUUAUUGUAUAAUUCCCAACCAAACUACAUCAAUUUAACAUUAAAAACUGCUGAAUAAAAGGUGCUAGAAGUUGCUUUUUGAUAUUAUUACCAAAAUGGCGUGCUUUCUUAAAUAGAAUUGCAAUUUUCUUUAUCAUAAUCUAAUAACAAUUUCUUCUACUUAGAAGUAAAAACUUUAGUUCUAAUAUCAUGUUCUUACAAUUAGUAUAGUUUAUGUGGUAUAUUUCUGAUCAAUCCAAACUAUAUUCAACAUAUAACAAUACUGUAUCGAGUGCAUCAUGUACUAUAUGUCUCAAGUAUUAACGAAUCGCUUUUCUCAUAUUCCCAUAGGGUGAUAAAUAAUGAAAUGCUAUUAUGCUACAUAUCAAAUGUCCUGCUAGAUUGUUUACAUGCAUCGGAAAGACAUGUUUAUGCCAAUUCUUUCAAAGUUUAACUUUUGAAUAAAGAUAAAUUAAAGAUUAUUUUUCUUUUCAAGAAUGGCACAGGGCAGGACACCAAGGGCUAACAGUUUUCAAAGUUCGUAAAACUCAAAACAGCCAUGGUUUAUAUCUAUCACAUUUCAAUAUUUAUAUCUGACAGCUGCACUUGCAACCUCGUCUAUCACAUCAUUUGCCCCAUCUUUAUGGUUCAAGUUUGUUAAAAAAUCUCUUCAUAAAAGCAUUACAAUUCCUUAUUGAUUGUUUCUUUUUUCUGGAACACUGAUAAGCCAAUGAGCUGUUUGUAUUCCACUAGUUAGCAGUAAGAGAUGCAUAGGAUUAUGAUUGUAAAAGCGCUGCUUAUCUUUUAAAUUGUAAGGAAAAAAACCUUUAGUUAAUGCUAGUUCCGAAAUAUAUACACCUUGACCAAAGCAUCCAUUAUGUAGUCUGGGGAAAUAUGAUGAUAAAGAAUGUGUUGACCAUUAUAUCUAUGUUUUGUUUCGUAUGAUUACAUGCCAUUGUCAAGAAUGAAAUACAAUGAAAACGCUCA
Molecule: messenger RNA, 6102 nt
Organism: Mya arenaria
Lineage: Eukaryota; Metazoa; Mollusca; Bivalvia; Myida; Myidae
Product: protein brambleberry-like
Exons: 11
Coding region: 40-1986 (648 amino acids)
Source: RefSeq, a predicted model, not a curated record